CUUUCCGCGCCCGCUCCCUUCCGUCGCGCUGGGGUCGGCUCCGUCUCCUGGGCUCCGCCAUGUCCUUGUGGCUGGCCAAGUUCGGCCCGGCCGCGGCCGCCGCCGCUCGGGGCCGCCUGGGGAGCGCCGUCCUGCCGGCGGCAAGAAUUCAUAUCAGCCCUGAGCAGAAUUUGCAGUAUGGCUGGCUGGCUUAUAUGUUGGGAGACAAAGCUACAAAAAAGUUCACUGAAUACAGCAAAAUCUUUACUAUAGAGGGAAACUUAUCUUCUGGGAAGGGGAAGCUUGCAAAACAAUUAGCAGAAAAACUAGGAAUGAAAUAUUUCCCAGAAGCUGACAUCCAUUACCUAGACAGAAUCACGGGAGAUGGGACGCUGCUGCCUGAGAAAUUCAAUGGCUUCUGUAACCUGGAGAGGUUUUACAAUGACCCGAAAUGCCCCGAUGGACACUCUUACCGACUGCAGGCUUGGCUGUUUGGUAACCGGGUUUUACAGUAUGCUGAUGCAUUGGAGCAUCUGCUGACCACAGGACAAGGUGUGGUGAUGGAACGCUCUCCUUACAGCGACUUUGUGUUUCUGGAUGCCAUGUUUAAACAAGGCUAUAUUCACAAACGAUGUGUUGAUCACUACAAGGAGAUUAAAGAGGUCAGCAUUUGUGAAUUCCUGCAACCUCACCUGGUCAUUUAUAUCGAUGUACCCGUCCCAGAGGUGCAGAAGAGGAUUCAAGAGAAAGGCGAGCCAUAUGAGAAAAAGGUGUCUCCUUCAUAUCUCCAGAACAUCGAGGAUGCUUACAAGAAAACCUUCUUACCAGAGAUCAGUGAAACCAGUGAAGUUCUCCAGUACACAGCAACUGAGGCAGAGGAUGUGGAGAAGAUAAUCGAAGAUAUUGAGUACCUGAAGUUUGACAAGGGGCCAUGGCUGGAGCAGGAUGAUGUUUCUUUCCAUCAUUUGAGACUUUAUGUUCAGGACAAAGAUGGAGUGCUGGAUCCCGUGGCCAUCCCUCGCUUCAUUCCAGAAAUCACCAUUGGGGGCAACGAGUACGAUAAAAUCUAUUACGAGUAUCGAUCGCUUCCUGGUCGCAACUUUAGGCAAGGCUGCAAUGCUGAUGUUGGUGACAAGUGGAUCUGGCUGAAAUGAGAUCUUGGAGCCCUACCUACGAGGGACCAUGGCACUUGAGUGAAGAAGAAGCUGAGUUCAGCAUGCCUGCUCCACAUCCGUUGCGUAGUUGCGAAGGAAAAUGCUGGUUAAAUAAUCUUCCAGCUACAGUAUAAGAGAAUAAGACUCCUGGAAGGGAAAUCACUUUAUUCUGGUUUGUUCUUCCCUGAUGAAUUUCAGGGUGGCUUUGUCUUGGGUGUUUGAUAGUCAGCGUGUGAUAGCAAGGUGAUCUGCU
Messenger RNA from Calidris pugnax (ruff), 1386 nucleotides. It is a transcript of the gene NDUFA10, whose product is annotated as NADH:ubiquinone oxidoreductase subunit A10. Gene Ontology annotation, cellular component: cytoplasm. The record is from RefSeq and is a predicted model, not a curated record. The transcript has 10 exons. Bases 60 to 1133 code for a protein of 357 amino acids. Gene Ontology annotation, biological process: mitochondrial electron transport, NADH to ubiquinone. NCBI's taxonomy places the organism in Eukaryota, Metazoa, Chordata, Aves, Charadriiformes, Scolopacidae.